Molecule: messenger RNA, 3619 nt
Organism: Biomphalaria glabrata
Lineage: Eukaryota; Metazoa; Mollusca; Gastropoda; Planorbidae
Product: peptidyl-glycine alpha-amidating monooxygenase A-like
Exons: 30
Coding region: 635-2149 (504 amino acids)
Biological process (GO): peptide metabolic process
Cellular component (GO): extracellular region; membrane
Molecular function (GO): copper ion binding; oxidoreductase activity, acting on paired donors, with incorporation or reduction of molecular oxygen, reduced ascorbate as one donor, and incorporation of one atom of oxygen
Source: RefSeq, a predicted model, not a curated record
GGUCAACAGACAAUGAUGAGAUAUGCAAUUAUUACAUCAUGUUGUACACAAAUAGUUCUGUAGCUGACUCAUCAGAAGAUUGUAAAUUCAAUGAACUUACACCACUGACAGGAGAUAACUUUCCCAAAGAUGUUAGUGUUCCACUUCCACCCAAUCCAGCUCUUGAAGAAGCAGCCAUAGGAUCUCGCAACCAUCCAGGAGUAAAUCCCCCAGAACAAAACAAUGGAACUGUCCACUAAUGUGUAAAAAUGGUCAGGCCUCAAUAAUGUUUGCCUGGGCUAAGAAUGCUCCUCCAACUGUCAUGCCCAAAGGAAAAUGUCAUGAAGUUGUGAUGCUUCUUGAUGCUCUUGAAGAUGGACAGUGAGAUUGUACUUGGCAUCGUAAACAACAUUAUUGUGAUGUGAUGAACUUUUAUCUUGUACAACGUGUACAGCUUGAACCUUGUACAAAAUUGACUAAAAUUUUACACAACACAUCAGAAAAAUGAACGAGUAGUCAUUCUCUGGCGCUGCCAGGGUCGAGUUUCGCUAAAGAGAAACAAAAUUCAUCGUAGUCCCUUUAACAGUUUCCACUGAGGAAUUUUCUGGUGAUGUGGCAGGUCUGCAACAGUACCGCCCUCUGACAGGCAACGAAGAUGUUCCUAGGAAUGUUAAGGGCCUUGAAGGUGUCUGUGAGUGUACCCUGUAGAUAUAAGCUGUACAUUCAGAAUGGACAAGAGUAUCUUUCCCUUUGCCUACAGAACACAUUCUCAUGGAUUAGGCUGCUAGAUGUACUUAUAACUCAAGUUCAAUGGAUCAUGCUGUUGGGUGUUGGGUCUACAGGAAAUGAUGAGAUGUGCAAUUUUUAUAUUAUGUUCGACACGAACAGCUCUGUGGCUAAUCCUUCAUGGCAAUGUGGCACUAAUGAACUUCUACAACUGACAGGAGAUAACUUUCCCAAAGAUGUCAGCGUUCCACUUCCACCAAAUCCAGCACUUGAAGAAGCAGCCAUAGGAUCUCACCACCAUUCUGGCAUGAAUCAUCCAGAUAAAGCCAAUGAGAACUUGUACCAAGACACAAAAACUCAAGACAUAUUGAUGCCUGGUGCUAAGCCUAAUACACCUGACACCUAUCUAUGUACAACCUAUCCAGUUCUAGAAGAGGAGCUUUAUAUUUAUAAAUUUGAAGCUCUGGCCAAUGCUGCCACUGCACACCACAUGUUGCUGUAUGGAUGUGAUGGUGAACCUUUUUCUACAGACAGCAUCUGGAACUGUCCACCAAUGUGUAAAAAUGGUCAGCCUACAAUAAUGUUUGCCUGGGCUAAGAAUGCUCCUCCAACAGUUAUGCCUAAAGGUGUAGGUCUCAGGGUCACAGGAAAACAUCAAUUAAGACUAUUGUACUCCAGGUACACUACGCAAAGAUUUUUGAAGACUCAGAACCUGCAGAUCACUCUGGACUUAAACUUUACACAACCCACCAAAACUAAGCCUCAGUAUGUUGCUGGUAUAUUUUUAUUAGAUUCUGGGGACUUCACCAUUCUUCUACAUACUAAUUGUACAGUCAUAACUGGUUAUCAAUACAAUGGAACGUAUCAUGAAAUCGGUAAAGGAAAUCCACAAUGGCCACAAGCCUUCUAUCCAGUGAAGGAAGUAAUUGAAGUCAAACCAGGAGAUGCUUUAGCUGUUAGAUGCACUUAUAACUCAAGCUCGAUGCAUCAUCCUGUUGGUGUUGGGUCAACAGGCAUUGAUGAGAUGUGCAAUUAUUACAUCAUGUUCUACACAGACAUUUUUGUGGCUGACCCAUCAGGAGAAUGUGCUUUCAAUGAACUUACACAGCUGACUGGAAAAAACUUUACCAUUGAUGUCAGCAUUCCUCUUCCACCCAAUCCAGCCCUUGAAGAAGCAGCUAUAGGAUCUCAUCACCAUGCUGGCAUAAAUCAUCCAGAUGAAGCCAUUGUUGACUUUGAAGACACACAGAUAUUGAAGAUAUUGAUGCGGGGAGCAAGCCCUAGAAAGCCGGAUUCUUAUUUAUGCACAGCUUACCAUGCACAGGAUUUGGAAUCAUAUAUUUAUAAGUUUGAAGCUGUAGCUGACGCCAACAGAGCUCAUCACAUGCUGUUGUAUGGAUGUGAAGGAACUGUCCUGCAAUGUGCAAGAAUAGUCAUCCUGUGAUUUUAUUUGCUCGGGCUAAAAAUGCUCCUCCAACUAUCUUGCCUAAAGAUGUUGGUUUGAGAUUUGGCAACAGAACAUUCAUUAAAAACAUUACUAAACAUUAGUACUGCAAGUUCACUAUGCUAGGAUAUUUACUGAUGCUGAAGAUAAGACCACUCAGGUUUGAAGAUUUAUGUCACACACAAAAAGCAGCCAUAUGUUGCAGGAGUUUUUUUCUUGGCAUCUGCAUCGUUUACGAUACCUCAAGGACAUUCCUCCUUCCCUGUGGAUGUCUGCUGUAGAUUUUCAAAAGAAAAAAGUAUUUUUCCAUUUGCCUACAAGCCACAUGCCCAUGGUUUAGGAAUAUUAUGAUGAAUAUGCUGCCAAUGAUAUGAGAGAGAAAGGAAUUUAUGGAACUGCCACCUCUAGCGAGGAAGGACUCAGUCGGAACAGGAACAAGGGUUUUGAAGCCAUCAGUCAACAGCUAGAGCAUUUCCCUCGCAAGAACGCAGCUGGUCGGAUCAAUCAAUCCCAGCAUUUGGAUCAGAAUCAAGGGAAACAGCCUCUGUCAGAGAACACAAAUCAUGCCUCAAUCAACAGACAAAACAGUGAGCUCAGAAAACUCCCUAACUCAGUUAGAGCUAUAGAAGUUGGUCAGUCAGAAGCAGUCCAUAAACCACAUAGUUAUGUUCAUUUGGAGAAACCUAUAUUCAAUUCAUCAUGGCCAGAAGAGUCUAUUACAUUUGGUCAGGUGUGGCUAUUGACACAAGUGGCUCAAGAAAAUGGACUGCACAGAAACUUUUAAAGUGGGAAGCGUGGUCGAGAGGUUAAGUGCUCUUGAACUUGGCUUGGCUUGGCUACCAAUCAAGGAGGCUCGAGGUUCGACAUCCGACUUAGGCAGAGUUGUGUUUAUUGAGCGCCUAAAGGCAGCACAGAAAAACCUUCUCCUAGAUACCCCCUCCUCCCCCACAACUGAGAUUGGACCAAAGCGCUCAGAGCAUGCUAUAAGCAUGAAUCUCUCUGUUUCAUUGUAUCAUAAUUUAUCAAAGUUAUGUUUUAUUUACUUAUUCUUAUUCAACUUUUACAAAGUAAAAAUGUUAUGAAUGAAAAAAAUUGUAUUUUUUGUAAAUUUAGUUACAGUUAUUUUGAAUAGAAUUAUUUAUGUUAGCAACUUUUGAAUGCAUCACAUAAUUUUAAUUUGACACAGAAACUGAAAAUCAUUUCAAUUAAAGAUGAAACAUUGUCUCUUGUUGGUGGGGUAUGCAAGACAUUGGUUCUAUGCUGUUGGUAAAAAUUUCUCAUCCUUCAUUGACUUCCAUUGUACUCCACCUUGCACUUUCAAAAUAGUGAUGUCAUUUGUUUCUCAAAUGUUAGUAGCAUAGAAAACAUGGACUGUGUGGUCUAUUUAUCUUAAUGUGUGUUUCAUGUAUUGUAAGUGAUCAUAUGUAACAGUUAUGGGUAUAGAGAAUAAAAUACAAAAUAUUAAACUCA